This is a messenger RNA of Umbelopsis ramanniana AG, 675 nucleotides long. RefSeq lists its product as uncharacterized. Lineage: Eukaryota; Fungi; Mucoromycota; Umbelopsidomycetes; Umbelopsidales; Umbelopsidaceae. Gene Ontology annotation, cellular component: nascent polypeptide-associated complex; cytosol. The transcript has 6 exons. The coding region runs from base 33 to 503 and encodes 156 amino acids. The record is from RefSeq and is a predicted model, not a curated record.
GAAAUUUUCUGUUUUUCUUUAACAUUGCAAACAUGAAUCCCGAAAAGCUCGCUAAACUCCAAGCUCAGGUCCGCAUCGGUGGCAAGGGUACUCCCCGCCGUAAGGUCAAGAAGGUCACCAAGUCUGCUGGUACUGACGACAGAAAGCUCCAAGCUACCCUUCAGAAGCUCUCUGUCCAGCCCAUCGCUGGCAUUGAGGAGGUCAACAUGUUCAAGGAAGACGGUAACGUCAUCCACUUUGCUAACCCCAAGGUUCACGCUGCCAUGAACUCCAACACUUAUGCCGUCUAUGGUCGCGCUCAAGAGAAGGAGCUUACCGAGCUUGUUCCCGGUAUUUUGAGCCAGCUUGGCCCUGACUCUCUUGCCAGCCUCCGCAAGUUGGCCGAAGCCUACCAAGCCGCCCAAGGUAGCGCCAACGCUGAUGACGAUGAUGAGAUUCCUGAGUUGGUUGAGAACUUCGACAAGGCUGAAGUCUCCGAGAUCACUGAGGAGAAGGCUGAAUAAGUUAAACGCUAAAUAACUAGCUGUUUUCACAUAGUCUUUAAAGCGUCAAGGUGCUGGAUUUCCGUUUCAAUCAACUAAUUUGGCUACACAAUAAUAAUGUGAGGCGUUGACAGACAUUUGCGAAUCUAUAUAAAAGCUGGCUUGUCCUUUGGCAAUCAACGUACCUUCCCUU